This is a messenger RNA of Pterocles gutturalis (yellow-throated sandgrouse), 1731 nucleotides long. Its product is annotated as transcription elongation factor B polypeptide 3-like. Lineage: Eukaryota; Metazoa; Chordata; Aves; Pterocliformes; Pteroclidae. Gene Ontology annotation, biological process: transcription elongation by RNA polymerase II. The annotation marks the transcript as partial. The record is from RefSeq and is a predicted model, not a curated record. Gene Ontology annotation, molecular function: protein binding. Gene Ontology annotation, cellular component: nucleus; elongin complex. The transcript has 10 exons.
AUUAUAAAAACACUUAAGGUACUACGGGAUUUGGAUAUAUCACUGGAUAUUCUAGUGGAAACAGGCAUAGGCAAAACAGUUAACAGUUUUAAGAAACAUGCCAUUGCUGGAAAUGUAGCUAAAACCCUGGUAAAACAAUGGAAAAAACUUAUUCCUCCAGAAAGUAAAAGUGGUCACAGAGGAAGAAAACAAAAUACUGAAAAAGAAAAAGAUAAGACAAAAUCUUCUGUUUCCAAGGAGAUUAAGCCUUCAGAGAAGUCCAAAGCAUCUGUACUGGCCUCCAGAAGUUCCAAUAGUGCUCCUAUUUCUAAGAAGUUGAAUAAGCAGAAUAUUUGUAGUAAAAAGGCCCACCAAAGUAGAGAUUCUGAGUCUCAAAAAGAAUGUGGUGAUAAUAAAGAAUGUAGCAGCAGUGGUUCUAAGCAUGCUUCCCAGGGUACCAAUCCUCAAACUAAAGAAAGUGACUUCAGAGAGGGAACCUCCACAGACAGCAAGAAAGUUUCAGGAAAGCAGCAUGCCUCUGUAGCCAAUGAAGACUUACCACCCCUGAAGGAAAAGCCUAGUGAGGAUGCUUCCAAGCAGAAAAAUCCUAAGCAUGUGAAGAAACCAAAACAAAAACUUGUCAUAAAAAGCAAAGCUGAAUUAUCUAGUGAUGAAGAAUUUGAGCCCCCUACUAUGUCUUUUGAAUCUUAUCUUAACUAUGAUCAGGUUAACAGAAAAAGAAAAAGGAAGGCUUGUUGUGCAGGUGAACAGACAAAGAAGUGCAGUGAACAGAACAGCUCGUUACCACAGAAGACUUCAACAUUUUCUCAUGCAAAAGAGCAAGAAGAAGAUGUAAAAAAAUGUGAGGAUGAUCAAUCAGAAACUCCCAAUAAAAAGGCCAAGAUGGCAUCCCUCCAAGAUCUUCUUAAUACGCCACUGCCUAAAUUUCUGACAGGCAUCUCAAUCUCAUCUCCCCCAUAUGCUGCAGACUUUAAAGCUUCCCAUGUGCCUAUUGUAGAAGCACCCCAGGAAGUCAGUGAGACGGUUCAAUUCACAGGACGGAGACUGAACUCUAAAAUGCAAGUUUACUCUGGCUCUAAACCAGUCUGUCUUUCAAAGAUGCUUACGCUGUAUGAACAGUGCAUCCGCGUGCUUCAAAAUAAUAUUGAUUCACUACAUGAAGUAGGAGGUGUGCCCUUUGAAAUUCUUGAGCCUGUGCUAACACGUUGCACACCAGAGCAGUUGUUUCGAAUAGAGGAAUGUAAUCCGAUGUUUACGGAAGAGUCUGACCAUUUGUGGAAGAAACACUGCCAGAGAGAUUUUAAAAAUGAGAGCCUCCUAGAAUAUGAGUCUUGGCGUGAAAUGUACUUGAGACUGUUCAAUCAGAGAGAGGAAAAACUGAAGAUGCUUACAAAAAAUAUUCUUUCAGCUCAGUCUGAGAAACCAAAAGGCAGGCAAGUAAAAAUGGCUUACAUGACCAGUGCAGCAAAACCACCCAGGAACGUUCGCCGACAUCAAGAAAUCCAUGGGACAGCAGGACCUGUCACCCAACUUCAUCCCAUAGAGAAGUGCAAGACGAAGAUUCCAGAAAGCAGAGACAGAAAUAACACAUCAAAUCUGAUCCCUGCUAGCAACAGUGGAAGCUCUAGCUCAAGCGUAAUGACUCAAGAUGGAAAGAAGCCCAUCAGAAAAAUUGCACCAAUCAUGAGGAAAACUUUGAAAGCAUUGAAGAGUAGAGCUGGACGACGGUAA